This is a messenger RNA of Trichobilharzia szidati, 2864 nucleotides long. NCBI's taxonomy places the organism in Eukaryota, Metazoa, Platyhelminthes, Trematoda, Strigeidida, Schistosomatidae. The record is from the annotation of a GenBank genome assembly.
AAGCUAUGUCACGUCUGGCAUCAGACAGUAGUUGUUGAGUGCGCUUACUAUUGUAGUAGUGGUUCUCGUCAGCAGCAUGUCGGAUAGGUCACGCGUCAACAUUUCAGGACCGUUAAAGAAGCCUGCUGAAAGAGGUCAUUCAGCGUAAGUUUAUGACUGCUGACAAUAACUCGUAAUAGUUCGUCUGGUUCUGCAUGGAGUUCCAAUGCACCUUGUGAACGGGGUGAUAUUCCGUCGUCUUCGGAGGGCGAAAUUGCCUCGGAAGCUGCUCGCCAGAAAAAGAGCCAUCCAGUUCCAGAAGCUAUAUUUGACAUGUCUACGGGGAUUUCGAAGUAAGUUGACGUCAAAUAAACUCUAGCAGUAUUUGUCUUCAUUGCUUUUUUCGGUAACGCUCCCGAAUUGACUAUUUUUCAGACUAAACAUGCAGAAGAUACUCAGAAUGCCGAAUAGACCAGAUCAAGGAGGUACAAUUGGCAGGAAAGUCAAAGUCACUUCAAACUGUUGGGAUUUUUCUUUUCACCACAAAACGGUAUAUCUUUAUUUUGUGGAAGCGAACUCAGUUCACCGAUUGGAAGCUAGGGAGGGCAGUAAAACUGAGAUAAGAAUGCCACCUAAGGAGUUGAGAUCUUUAAUUCAGCAGGUAGCUGACUCUUUACCAGAUACGAUUAUAUAUGAUGGCGGUCAUGCCAUAUACUCUGAAGAUCCGUUACCUGGUGUCACAACGGACCCCGUAGAAAGAGAGAUUGAGAUCAAAGAGCCGUUUGGACGGGACCGCCUUCUUCUCAAGUACCGGAUUAUGGAAGUGCAGAAGGUAUCUACUUCCGACAUCAGUCAUUUCAUAACGAGUCCGAAAGCGACCUCAAUGAAUAUGCCUCAAGAUUGUAUCAGAUUAUUAGAUUGCAUCUUGAAAACAGUGUCAAAGCAGUCGUUUGUAUCCCUUGGACGCGCAGCCCUAUUUCAGGGGACACCAACUAAAGUGGUUGUGGAUAAGCUUCUCACUAUUCAUAAAGGUUUUAUAAGUACUGUGAGACCCCAGUGGAAGAUUCGUGUGAACUUGGACAUGACGUGCAAAGCCUACUUUGUAUCUGGGAAUCUAGCGGACGUCAUGUACUCGAAGUAUGGAGACGAUAUGGCCAGAUGUAGCACUCAAAUGGCGUACGACUUGAGAAAGAUACGAGUUGAGACUGAUAAAUUCUACAGGAGCGAUGAUGGACGUGCAUAUUCCCGACGCUUCACCGUGCACGGGAUAUCAUCACUACCAGCUGAUCGUUUGAUGAUUGAGGGGUUGAAUCAGUCCGUGGCUGCAUAUUUCAAGGAGCACCAUCAUAUCACUCUGAAGUAUCCAGAGCUGCCAUGUGUGAAGGUUGAUCAAAAGCGUGAAGUGUAUGUGCCGAUGGAACUGUUAAACAUUUUGCCAUAUCAAGCUCCUAAUGCGAGUAAAGCCGAUGUUGCGAGUGAAGUUAUCCGUUGUGCAGCAAUUCGACCACAUGAACGCUUCAGAGAGCUGGAAAAUUUUGCCAAUAAUAUGCUGCAGUCCCAUCCACUGAUUAAACAAUUUGGUUUAGCGAUUCAACCGAGGCCAGUGGAAGUUAACGCACGUGUUCUCCAACCUCCAACUGCUGGUUUUGGUCGUUCCGGUGUGCGACAACUGACGCCAGGUAGUUGGAUCACACCUGGCUUUCUUCGCCCUGCCGGCGAAGGAGUAGAAUUAAUGUGGGCUGUACUUAGCAUUCCGCCUAAUCAGCGGUCUCAUGGUCAUGUACAGAAGGUGAUAUCGGAAUUGCCUAGAGCGGCCAGUCGCUUUGGUGUUCGGUUUAGCCCUCGACCGAUUGUGGCACAGUGUCCGAGAGGAGAACUUAACAGGAGGUUCGAGGAGUUUUCCAGACAAGGAUGUUGCUUCUUACUUCUCAUCCUGUACGAUGAACAGUCCUACUCAUCCAUUAAACGUCUGAGUGACCUACAAAUGGGCAUUCGGACCCAAUGUGUACGAAGUCGUACUCUGGACAAACCGAACGUUUUCCCUAACCUGUUGCUCAAACUGAAUGGGAAACUCGGUGGUGUGAACUGGCAAAUUCCUGAUUUGAUUAAGGACAGUCAGGAGUUGGUUAUGGUUUUCGGAGCCGACGUCACUCAUCCGGCGCCUACACAAACUCAUGAAAUUCGGAAGUCAGUAGCUGCUGUUAUUGGUAGCAUUUCACCCGAUCUGAUGAGAUAUGGGGUAGUUAUCCGUCAACAGGCAACCACAGAAAAAGGCAAUAAGUCAGCCAGAGAAAUAAUCGAUAAUAUGCGUCUCAUUGUCAGUGAGCUACUCCAGCUUUACCUGCGAAACACGAACGGGCGUUUUCCAACGCGCAUGAUAUUCUAUCGUGAUGGAGUUUCGGAGGGCCAGUUCGAAAAUGUGUUGGUGGAGGAGUUGGGUGCAAUUCAAAGAGCCUGCGCAGAUAUUCGUCCUGGUGAAGAGCCUGCUAUCACUUAUAUUGUUGUGCAAAAGCGUCACCAUAUUCGAUUUCGACCAUCUGACCCCAGGUAAGGUAUUCGCUCAUGAUGUUUUCUGUGUACCUACUACACCUUAUUCGUGUCUUAACGGUCUGUUUGAAUGCUUUGCUAGGGCAAGAAACGUGGAGCCAGGAACGGUGAUUGAUACAGAUAUCACACAUCCCAGGGAAUUCGAUUUCUACCUCUGCUCUCAGGAAGGGAUUCAGGUAAAUUGUUUCCUUGUGUUAAUACCAUUACUUUUAGGGUACAUCGAAACCUGCUCACUAUCACGUUUUGUAUGAUGAUAGUAACUGGACAUCGAAUGCUCUGCAGAUGUUCACCUACCACUUAUGCUACGGGUACAUGAGGUGUUCCCGUAGUGUCUCGUA